AUGUUGGGCUCCAAGAACAUGCCCUGGCGGCGGCUGCAGGGCAUUUCCUUCGGGAUGUAUUCAGCUGAAGAGCUCAAGAAAUUAAGUGUUAAAUCCAUUACAAACCCUCGGUACCUGGACAGCCUAGGGAACCCGUCAGCGAAUGGCCUGUAUGAUUUAGCUUUGGGCCCUGCCGAUUCCAAAGAGGUGUGCUCCACCUGCGUGCAGGACUUCAACAACUGCUCCGGGCACCUGGGCCACAUUGAGCUCCCGCUCACGGUGUACAACCCUCUCCUCUUCGACAAACUCUACCUGCUGCUCCGGGGCUCUUGUUUAAACUGCCACUUGCUGACCUGUCCCCGGGCUGUGAUUCACCUCUUGGUCUGCCAGCUGAGGGUUCUGGAAGUUGGGGCCCUACAAGCAACAUACGAGCUCGAGCGAAUUCUGAACAGGUUUCUGGAAGAAAACGCUGAUGCUUCUGCCUUCGAAAUUCAAGAAGAGUUAGAAAAGUACACAACCAAAAUUGUGCAGAACAACCUCCUGGGGUCCCAGGGCGCAUAUGUGAAAAAUGUGUGUGAGAGCAGGAGCAUGCUCCUUGCUUACUUCUGGAAGGCACAUAUGACUGCCAAGCGAUGUCCCCACUGCAAGACUGGACGGUCAGUUAUCCGAAAGGAGCACAACAGCAAGUUAACGGUCACGUAUCCGGCCAUGGUGCACAGGAAAGCUGACCAGAAGGACACAGAGCCCCUGGCUCCAGGAAUUGAGGAAGCUCAGAUGGGAAAACGAGGGUACCUGACACCCACCAGUGCCCGAGAACAUCUUUUAGCCCUUUGGAAGAAUGAAGGAUUCUUUCUGAAUUACCUUUUCUCGGGACUGGACAACAUUGGCACAGAGUCCAGAUUCAACCCCAGUAUGUUCUUCCUCGAUUUCUUGAUAGUGCCACCCUCAAGGUAUCGCCCUGUCAAUCGCCUGGGGGACCAGAUGUUUACCAAUGGCCAGACAGUGAACUUGCAGGCUGUCAUGAAGGACAUAGUUCUGAUCCGAAAGCUUCUGGCACUCAUGGCUCAAGAACAGAAGCUGCCAUGUGAGGUGGUGGCUCUCACCACAGAUGAGGAAAAAGACUCUUCAAUUGCUGUGGACCGAUCCUUUUUAAGUACACUUCCAGGCCAGUCCCUCACAGACAAACUUUACAACAUUUGGAUUCGCCUUCAGAGCCAUGUCAAUAUUGUGUUUGAUAGCGAGAUGGACAAAUUAAUGAUAGAAAAGUAUCCUGGCAUUAGACAGAUCCUGGAGAAGAAAGAAGGCCUGUUCCGAAAGCACAUGAUGGGAAAGCGAGUAGACUAUGCAGCCCGCUCGGUCAUCUGCCCAGACAUGUACAUCAACACCAACGAGAUUGGAAUUCCCAUGGUAUUUGCCACAAAACUGACCUACCCUCAACCAGUUACCCCCUGGAAUGUUCAGGAACUGAGACAAGCAGUCAUCAACGGCCCCAACAAGCACCCAGGAGCCUCCAUGGUCAUCAACGAAGAUGGCAGUCGCACAGCCCUGAGUGUCACGGAUAUAACACAGCGGGAAGCCGUGGCCAAACAGCUCCUGACACCAGCCAUGGGGGCACCUAAGCCCCAUGGGACAAAAAUUGUAUGCCGGCACGUGAAGAAUGGGGACAUUCUCCUACUGAACCGACAACCCACCCUUCACAGACCCUCCAUCCAGGCCCACCAUGCCCGCAUCCUGCCUGAAGAGAAAGUCUUACGGCUCCACUAUGCCAACUGCAAGGCCUAUAAUGCUGACUUUGAUGGAGAUGAGAUGAAUGCACACUUCCCCCAGAGUGAGCUGGGCCGGGCCGAGGCCCAUAUCCUGGCCUGUACCGAUCAGCAGUACCUUGUUCCCAAGGAUGGCCAGCCAUUGGCAGGAUUGAUCCAAGAUCAUAUGGUUUCAGGUGCAAACAUGACCACACGGGGUUGCUUUUUCACCCGGGACCAAUACAUGGAGCUGGUGUACCGAGGACUCACAGACAAAGUGGGGCGUGUGAAGCUCUUUCCUCCUACCAUCCUGAAGCCCUUUCCACUGUGGACAGGAAAGCAGGUUGUGUCAACGCUGCUCAUAAACAUAAUCCCAGAGGACCACAUCCCACUAAAUUUAUCUGGAAAGGCAAAAAUCAGUGGGAAAGCGUGGGUGAAGGAAGCUCCUCGUCCUGUUCCCGGAUUUAACCCUGACUCAAUGUGCGAGUCCCAGGUGAUCAUCCGGGAAGGGGAGCUUCUCUGCGGUGUGCUAGACAAGGCACACUACGGGAGCUCUGCCUACAGCCUGGUGCACUGCUGCUAUGAAAUCUACGGGGGUGAGACCAGCGGCAAGGUUCUCACUUGCCUGGCCCGCCUCUUCACUGCCUACCUGCAGCUCUACAGGGGCUUCACCUUGGGCGUGGAAGACAUUUUGGUGAAGCCGAAGGCGGACAUCAAGAGACACAGAAUCAUUGAAGAAUCCACCCACUGCGGCCCCCGGGCUGUCAGGGCUGCAUUAAACCUGCCAGAAGCUGCAUCACAUGAUGAGGUACGAGAGAAGUGGCAAGAUGCCCAUCUGGGCAAAGACCAGAGGGAUUUUAACGUGAUUGAUCUGAAAUUCAAGGAGGAAGUGAACCAUUACAGCAAUGAAAUUAACAAGGCAUGCAUGCCAUUUGGCUUGCACCGACAGUUCCCAGAGAACAACUUGCAGAUGAUGGUGCAGUCGGGAGCCAAAGGUUCAACUGUGAACACGAUGCAGAUCUCGUGCCUGCUGGGCCAGAUUGAAUUGGAAGGUCGGAGACCCCCACUGAUGGCAUCUGGCAAGUCACUGCCCUGCUUUGAGCCUUAUGAGUUCACCCCCAUAGCUGGUGGCUUCGUCACUGGCAGAUUCCUCACCGGCAUUAAGCCACCUGAGUUCUUCUUUCACUGCAUGGCAGGACGAGAGGGACUGGUCGACACUGCUGUGAAAACCAGCCGCUCUGGCUAUCUCCAAAGGUGUAUCAUCAAGCACCUGGAGGGGCUGGUCGUCCAGUAUGACCUGACAGUCCGCGACAGUGACGGCAGCGUGGUGCAGUUCCUGUAUGGGGAGGAUGGCCUGGACAUCCCCAAGACACAAUUCCUGCAGCCCAAGCAGUUCCCUUUCCUGGCCAGCAACUAUGAGGUGAUAAGGAAAUCGAAGCAUCUCCAUGAAGUGUUAUCCAGAGCAGAACCUCAGAAAGCUCUCCGCCACUUCAGAGCCAUCAAAAAAUGGCAAAGCAAGCAUUCGGACGCCCUGCUGAGAAGAGGCGCCUUCCUGAAUUAUUCCCAGAAAAUGCAGGCAGCUGUGAAAGCCUUGAACCUCCAGGGCGAGAACCAGAAUGGCCGCAGCCCCGGGACUCAGCAGAUGCUGAGGAUGUGGUGUGAGUUGGAUGAGCAGAGCCGAAGGAGAUACCAGAAGAAGGCGGCACCUUGUCCUGACCCCAGUCUGUCUGUCUGGCGCCCUGACAUUUACUUUGCAUCCGUAUCGGAAACAUUUGAGAAAAAGGUUGAUGACUACAGUCUAGAGUGGGCAGCUCAAGCAGAGAAAAGUUACAAGAAGUCAGAGCUUUCUCUCGACAGGUUGAGGACCCUGUUGCAGCUGAAGUGGCAGCGUUCGCUGUGUGACCCAGGCGAGGCUGUGGGCCUGCUGGCCGCCCAGAGCAUCGGGGAGCCCUCCACCCAGAUGACCCUGAACACCUUCCACUUUGCAGGCAGAGGCGAGAUGAACGUUACCCUGGGCAUUCCGAGGUUGAGGGAGAUCCUCAUGGUGGCCAGCGCCAACAUCAAGACGCCCAUGAUGAGUGUGCCCGUGGUCAACACCAGGAAAGCACUGAGGAGAGUGCGGAGCCUGAAGAAGCAGCUCACCAGGGUGUGCUUAGGGGAGGUGUUGCAGAGAGUUGAUGUCCAGGAGUCCUUCUGUAUGGGAGAAAAACAGAACAAAUUCCGGGUUUACCAGCUGCGAUUUCAGUUCCUGCCAUAUGCAUAUUACCAGCAGGAGAAGUGCCUGAGACCUGAGGAUAUCCUGCACUUCAUGGAAAAAAAAUUUUUUAAACUUCUGAUGGAAGCCAUCAGAAAGAAGAAUAAUAAAGCCUCAGCCUUCAGAAGCGUAAACACUCGAAGAGCUACACAGCGGGAUCUAGACAACGUGGGAGAGUCAGGGAGGAAUCGGGGAGAGCAGGAAGGUGAUGAGGACGAGGAGGGGCACAUUGUGGAUGCUGAAGCCGAGGAGGGGGAUGCUGAUGCCUCUGAUGCCAAACGCAAGGAGAAGCAAGAGGAGGAGGUUGAUUAUGAGAGCGAGGAGGAGGAGGAGAAGGAGGGAGAGGAGAACGAGGAUGAGGACGUGCAGGAGGAGAGGGGUGUCCAUGGUGAAGGCUCCCACAGGGCCCAGGAGCAGGAUGAAGACGUGGGUUCAGGCCCUGAAGAUACCUCGCCCUCCUGGAAACCCUCCCGCAGUCGGGCACCCCAGGGAGCUGAGGCCGUGGAGCGCAGGGUCCAGGCCGUGCGUGAAGCCCACCAGUUCAUAGAGAACUACCAGUACGACACUGAGGAUAGCCUGUGGUGCGAGGUGACAUUGAAGCUCCCUCUGAUCAAGAUGAACUUCGACAUGAGCUCCCUGGUAGUGUCUUUGGCUCAUGAUGCUGUCAUCUACGCAACCAAGGGCAUCACUCGGUGCCUCCUGAAUGAAACCACCAACAGCAAGAAUGAGAAGGAGUUUGUGCUAAACACAGAAGGAAUCAACCUCCCGGAGCUGUUUAAGUACAACGAAAUUCUGGAUCUGCGCCGCCUCUAUUCCAAUGACAUUCAUGCCAUGGCUAACACAUAUGGCAUCGAGGCCGCACUGAGGGUGAUCGAGAAGGAGAUCAAAGACGUGUUUGCAGUGUACGGCAUCGCUGUCGAUCCUCGCCAUCUCUCCCUGGUCGCUGAUUAUAUGUGCUUCGAGGGUGUUUAUAAGCCACUGAAUCGCUAUGGGAUCCGGUCCAACUCCUCCCCUCUACAGCAGAUGACGUUUGAAACCAGCUUCCAGUUUCUGAAGCAAGCCACCUUGAUGGGAGCCCAUGAUGAGCUGAGGUCUCCUUCAGCCUGCCUCGUGGUCGGGAAGGUCGUCAAGGGCGGGACGGGCCUGUUCGAACUCAAGCAGCCCCUGAGAUAGCAACCACCGUGGCACCAUCUGCCAGUCAGAGGACCUGGGUAAGGGCCUGGCCUACCCUCUGCAUGAGAGGAUCAGGAGAACAGAAUCCAGGAUGGUUCAGAGUGACAUUGCAGAGCACGGUAGUGACCUUGGGCUCCAAAAAGCAGCUGGCCUCUGGGCUGGGCCAGCUUGACCUGGAAAGCGGAGGCAUUCCUCAGCCCUUCCCCUCCCCAUCUCAGGAAUAUUGACAAGUUUUGCCAAGUCCUCUGAGUCUCUUCCAGCUGGCUGGGCUUCACCCUUGUUGCAGGAAUCCUUGGUGACAAAAUCUCUAAGGAGAAGCACCAAGGCUGUUCACUAGGAAAAGGAGGGGCAUGCUUUGCUGCUGGGGACCCCAGGUACCUCCAGGGUAGGGAAAAAAGGUCCCCUUGCUGUGAGUGGCCAGUGACUGCAGGCAGGAUUCCUGGGGUGCCCAAUGAGUG
Molecule: messenger RNA, 5606 nt
Organism: Galeopterus variegatus (Sunda flying lemur)
Lineage: Eukaryota; Metazoa; Chordata; Mammalia; Dermoptera; Cynocephalidae
Gene: POLR1A
Product: polymerase (RNA) I polypeptide A, 194kDa
Exons: 34
Coding region: 1-5148 (1715 amino acids)
Biological process (GO): DNA-templated transcription
Cellular component (GO): RNA polymerase I complex
Molecular function (GO): DNA-directed RNA polymerase activity; DNA binding
Source: RefSeq, a predicted model, not a curated record